ACUUUAAGAUAAGAUUAGUGAUGUUUAUUAAUUGGGUCUGCUAUGUUUCAUGCACGUGACAUACACUUUCAAGAUUAUAGGUAUGACAGGAAAACUACACAGCGUUGAGAAAACGUAGCUUCUGAUUUUACAAGGCUGCUUUCGCCAAGCUGAAGACUCGGUUUCGGCUGCUGAGGGCAAAACAAACCUUAUCCGGUGCAAAGAACAUAAAGCCGCUGUUCAGUUUGCGAAGACUUCGAGUUUUCUCUACUUGUCAGAAGGAAACUUAUGUUUUGCGCAUUAAGUGUUAUUCAUGAGAUCAUUUGACCUGCAGAGGUAAGUUUAAAUCGAAAAGGCAAAGAAAUCUACGAGAGUCGACCGAGUUCUUUGUGUAGAAGUGGGUCACCGGUCACCACAAGAAUCAGCUGUGCCUGAGAAAUUGAUAUUUCAGCAAAUUUCAGGCAUUAAAAAUUACAGUUUCUCAUCAUUAUACAGCAUUUUUAUUUUACCCAUGUUUAUAAAAGCUUUUAGAAGUAGAUGAAUUAAUGAAUUCUCUCGGUCUCUGCCUUCUCUAGUGAAACUUGGAAUUGCGAACGAGGAGAAUGCAUUGUAAAUAUAAAGCUGGCAUCGCAACCUUCCAGUGCCUCAGCAAUUCUAAAUAUUUUUUAAAAACAAAAAUAGACAUAACAGCAAAGGUAAUUAAUAGUUUUCAAAAGUGCAUGUUUUAAAAAUGAUAAUAGUAAAGUAUUUGACAAAUUACCAACUUUAUUAAACCAAGUAGGAUGUUAUAACUAGAGAAGUGUGCUAAAAUGCAAAAGUUACGAAAAAAAAAACACUAAGGAAAAUGUAAACAGAACAAUUGCUAGUAACAAGAUAGGGAUAAGCCAAGUGGUGCAUCAUAGAAAAAACAAAAAAGUUCCAGCUUAUGCUUAAAACCAUACCUGCAACAUCACACACCCUUGUGACCCACAACUGACAAUUCAUCAAUGGUUUGGGCAGCUGGACUGUGAAGGGUGUGUAACUCAAUGAGAAGAUACAGAGUGGAAAAGCCCAUCUGUACAAGAUCUUCCUACUUUUCUCGCCAUGGUUGUGUUUGUGUGCGGGUGCCUGAAUGUGAAAAUCUAUGCUGAGGCCAUUAAACACCAAGAUGUCAGCCAGAACAGUCCCCUGGGAAACAGAGUAGUAGAGAUUGAACUCACAGAUCCUGGUUUUGAAUAUAAAUAUGGCUUUUGGGUAAAACGUGAGAGCUGUGGUGGAUGGACAACCUUCACCUGCCUCAACUGUAAGAAGAAGACACACACCAUAAACCGGGAUCUCAAAUUAAUUUUAGUCUGUAAAGAUAUGGAGUGUGGAGAUGAGGCUUUGUCACGGUUAACAAGAUCUAGAGAUUACUCCCCAGUCUUCCAGAUAAUUCUGAACUCUAAAGAUUUGAUAAGCAGCAUGCCAGACCCGAAGGCCCAGUCAUUUGAGGCCCUGCAAGCACAGCUGUCAGAUGUACAGCGACAGAUUGACAGCUUUCUUCUCAACCAAGAAAUAUCUAUGGAAGAGCGCAUCAGGCGGUUUGAAGAAGAGCAGAGGGAAGAAUUAGCACAAAUGAAGAUUCAAGCCCAGGAUGACAAAAAGAAAAUGAUAAGCUUGAUUUUGAGGCGUUCUGAUCAAACAGGAGGAAGUGGGCGAGCCUCAAAGCCUCGAACACCUCUUACAAAAUGUGUCAGUCUCAUUGAUGAACCAUCAAGACCAAGAGUCCAGCAAAUGUCAAAUCCCAUUGCCAUUGGGCGGGUGCCAUCACCACAAAGCAUCUCCACGACAGAUCUGGAGACUGAUGACUUAUUUGCGAUUGAUGGGCUGGAAUCUGAAAAUGAUCUCUACAACAACAACUCAAGCAGCGAGGAUGAUGAUGAUAUUCUAACAGUGUCCUCACAGCGGAAAGGCGUCAGAUGAAGCCUAAUCCAAUUUAUUCAGCUUCCCUGCCAGUGAAUGUCCCAAUGGGUGUCUGGAACAAUCAGAUACGAACUGAUUCUGGUUUUGAUUCAGACAGCGAUGAUGAGAGGCCUCGUUUGGAUCCACAGCAAAUUGCAUCUCAGAUGCAAGCUUUGGCAGAGAGCAUCCCAGACAACAACCGUUACAUAUUUGGGGACCGUCCAAGACCUCGUUUAAACACCAAUAAUUUUUGAACUUCUCUUGGUGAUUUUUGUUUGUUUUGUUUUUGUUUUUGUUUUUUUGGAGGGGGGGUUUUCACCACUUGAUGUGUGAAAGAAUGAUUGUGUGUGUGUCUGUGCAUCUCCGUGCACCAGGUGCAAGUAAAUGUUUCAAAACCUUGAUGCUGUUUAACAUGUAGACAAUUAAUUUUAACCCCCUCUCCCACCCUGUUUGCCCCUUCCCGUCCUACUAAUAAGUUGAGUACCUAAUUGAUCUAAAACUACAGGCUGUAUAUAUAUUGUGUGAAGCUUAAAUUUCGCUUUUCCUCUUUAAAAGGGAUUUUUUUUUAUAUAUAUAAUACUAAAUAUUACCAUUUUAAAAGAAAAUUGUUGACUGUUUACAGUUUUUUUUUUAUAUAGGAUGGUUCCAUUGGUAUGUGUGGGUAAGAGACAGCAUGUGAGUUUGUUGAAGCGUUUGUUCUUACUGCCAGUUUUCACUGCACAUUAUCAAGAGGCAGAAAUCUUGUUGCACCAAGAUAGUGCUGCUGCAUGUAAUAACCUUUGGGUAUGCUACAGUGUGAGGCAGGGGAAUGCAUUUUAAGCAAGCUUACAUCUCUUGUAUGUAAGUGAAAGUGACAUCCACAGCUAGAAAGUUUCACCUCUGUAAGAAAUAACCCAUUAACUAAACAGUAAGAAAUCUUCCAUAUAUUUAGCAGACGUAGAGGGAGAACUCAUUAACCUUAUUUUCAUUAACCUUAUUUAGCGUGUAUUUUGUAAUUAUUGCCUAAUGUUCUUUGAAUCAGUUUUGUUGCACCAUUAUGUCCUAGCAUCCCACCUAAUUUGUAAGCAACAUUCCUUUUUCCUAACUGAUAUGAAAUAGAAAAUCACAUGGUGCAAGUGUGUCCACAGACUUGCACUUGCUGUCUUACCAGCUUUGUAUACUUGAUAUACCAAAUGCCAUAUAAGAAAAAAAAACAUGUUGCCUACUUUAAAUAAAGUGUGACUUUUUGUUCUUUUCAGCCUGCUGUAUGGUGUACCAACCAUAUGGUGUAUCUUAUGGACUGUGUGAUAAAUAUAAAUUCAUACCUUUGUGGUAGUCUGCCUACAUUAUCCUUUUGUUAGCUGCUGUACAAUAAAUCUGGCACAUGUUGUGUUCUGCUGGUUGUAUGACAAGCUGCUCUCCAUUCUGUCAUUUAUGUGAUACCUGUAUUGGAGCUGUAUCUGAUGUGGAGCAGGUAAUUUCCUAUCAUUUGUGGGAUAUGUCUACUGUACUUCAACAUGUGAUAAGUCCGGUGGACUGUCUUGUAGAUGUGCACCUUAAUGGAAUAAUGCACAUAGAUGGUUUCUCGAUCUCUGUGCCAAAUCAAAAAUAGUUUGUUUUUUUUAGGCAAUGCGCUAUAGAGCAUAAAAUGACUGUUAAAAUGGAGUUUUCAAAAUGAAAUGGCAUUAAAUUUAAAUUUAAAUCACGAUUUUUUAAUUUUUUUUUGUACGGUGUAUUUGUUUUGGCUAUUUUAUGUUUUUCAUCAUACUUUGAAUGGGCACUUGAAAGUAUUUGGAAAAUCUGGCUGAGAUAAUCAUUACUUGAAAUAAUUAUGUGCAUUGCCUGAAUCAGAACUGUUGGAAUUUAAGUGCCACGAGAAGUAUAAAGGCUUUGUUUUUGUCUUUUGUGGCACCUCGUACUAACAGCCCCAUUGGUGUAUUUGUGAAUCUCUAUGCUAGCACUAGCAUAUUAUAGGUGACUGCAUAGAUUGCACAGGUAUUAGUGUCACUUGUAAUUUUUUUUUUUUUUUUUUUUUUUUUAAUGUUCAAGAAGAAAAUGUUGUGAAGCUAAGCUGAAACAAGUUGAUGCUUGUUCAUGGUUUUGCAACCAGAAUUUAACAGAAGAGUGACACUUGCUGUUCUUUAUCCUUCAUGAAAUGUGAUCCAGUAAUGCAGUAGAAGUAAUAGGUACUUAUAAUCAUUAAAAUUUUCAUCAAAGGCCCCUGACCACCUUGACAAUUGUUAUCCCAGGAGAUAAAAAGGGAAGACUGCGAAAAUUGUUUUCUGUGUCAGCUGUGUUCAGUCUGUAUAGUAAGAAAAUACUCUUUAAAGGUGUAAUGUUACAUUUAUUCAUAAAGUCCAGAAUGAAUAACUUUGAUGCUUUUUUCACAAACACAAACUGCAUAUCUUCUGCAGACACUACUGUUUUAGUGGCAGCAGAAAUCACAGCAAAGGAAACAUAAACCUAUACAGAGUGCUAUAUCUAGUUGAGCCUGAUUUCCAUGCAGUAGAUUUAUAGUUCACGAAAAUGCCGAGGGUGACUGAAAGAAUUUUUCUUAUGUAUUCUGUGGUUGCUGUUGAGCUGUGAACUGUCAUGCAGGGUGAUGCUCAUUGAAAUGUGUUAAGGUCAUGUAACAGAAUUUUCUUUGAUAACUGAUAUGAGCAAAUCCAACAGUGGUGAUAAAGUAUAUCUCUCAAGUGAGAGAAUUAUGCACAUAAUUCAGGGACCUAAGAGUGAUGACAUUAUUUUUUAGUUAUAACUAUAUUGUGUGUAUGAUGUGUUGACAGCAUUUCGCUUUUUUUUUUUUUUUUCUUUUUUUAAUUAGAUCUAGAAAGUGUGAAGUUUCUUAAUCAUUAAUAUGUUAGCAGUAAUGUUUGAACAUAAAUGCUGAAGUUAUGAUUUGUCAUAUGUAAAGUAAGCAGUGUCAAAGCGCACAUAGAAAUUUUGUGAGACUUCAUAACAGUUUUAGUAUUCAUUUGUGAGACAAAAUCUAUGUGUGUAUAUAUACACAAAUUAUUGGUAAGUCAUAACUGCAUUUAAAAUUAGUUGCUUUUGAAGGUGUCUUUUCUCUCUCUUUUCUUCCCUUGACCAUUACUAAAAAGUAAACAACCAAACAAGGGUGAAAGUAUCAUAUAUCUUUCUGUAUAGCUUGCUUUGGUUUCUCAUAUUGUCUUGACUAUUGCCUGCCAUUGAUCCUGAUGAAAAACUUAAAUUUCACCUGUAGUCCUGGGCAUUUUUUAAAUACCUUAUUGCGAUAUCUUCAUCCUGCCUUAUUUUUUUUUUUCUGCUAGUCUCCCUCACUAGUUUCACUCCUCAUGUCUUCAUAAGAGGGAAAAUGCUCUAGUCAGUUAUGAUUUUCAUAUAUGAAUAAUUAUGGGAUAUUUUUCUUAAUCAGUUUGUCAGGUCAAAAGUUCUUAUCAAUUUUUAAUGAGUCAGUAUGUUGAUUUGUAUUUUGUCUUAGUGGUGUAAUGUUUUACAGUUAUUUCAUUAACAUUAUGUAGACUGUACAAAAUUAAAAUUUUUAUAACAUCAGAAAUGUGCAAAUGAUGCUUUUGACCUAUAAAAGAGUUUACACUUAAUGUUUACGCUAUUAGAAUUCACUGUUAUAUUCCACAAAAUCAUCAGAAUAGUUACACUGUUAAGAUCAUGCCAUCAAAUGAUUGUUGUGAUAGGAUCCACAUCAUCACCUCAAUGUUUACACUGUUAUGAUCACACCAUCACAUGAUUGGAUCCACACCAUCACCUGAAUGUUUACGCUGGAUUCACACCAUCAUCUAGACAUUGAUAUAAUAGUAUUCAUACCACCUCAUAUUUUUAGGUUGUUAGCAUAUUUGUUCCAAAAAUGGAUAUACUGCUUUUAAUUCCAACUGGAUUGGCUACAGGAGACAUGUUGAUGACAUGCUGAAUCCAGUCUGUUUUAUACCUUUGUUGGUGGGAUGCAGAAAGCUUAAGAUUUAUACAAACACCAAGGGAAAAUCAUCUAAGAAAGGUCACAGCUAUACAUGAUUUUUAUCCAAUGCCAAUUUUCUGUUAAAAAUAUAUAAAAUGAUUUACUGCUUGUUCUCAAACCUGAAAGAAUUUGGUUGUACAUGGUUAAAGGGAGCAUGAAAGUAAGGCAGGGGUAUUGACAUUGUUCUAGCAUUAAUUGAACAUGAAUUCCGCAGUAAAUAUAGAAAGGUCUGUUUCUCUUUGUAUUAUUAUUCUCAUAUGCUGAGAUAUCUACUGAAAUGUUUCAGAUCAUUAUUCUGGUGAAGUAGUUUAGUGUCCAAAGUAAAAAUUAUUCCUUCAGCCAUAUCUUAAACAAACAUGGCUUCUGUAUUUUGGAUACAGGUUAGGAUGGGUGGGCUGUUGGAAGAAUCAGGUAUAAAGUUCAAGUUGUCUUUGAGAGGUGAUUUAAAAAGAAAAUCUGGAGUCCUAAGCAUGGAGUUUUGAUUCAGAAGGGUGUUAACUGGAAAAAUUUUCAAAGCCUGACAGAUUGGGGAAACUCAUUUACUGACUGGUCAUUGUCACUCUGUAUGCCAUAAUAGGUGAUAAAAAUGUGAUCUCAACCCCAGAUAUUAACCUUUUCAUUUUGGGGGAGCUUUUGUAUAAUCCAGCAUGUUAUUUAGUGUUGUCGAGUGCAUGACCAAGGCAUUUGGUAGUUGGGCACAUGCAUUAAACUGUCUACACAUUUGGAGAAAAUUUGCAAAAAAAGCUCUGAAAGUGCUAUAUUAACAACAUUAUUCUUAGUUUAAAGGUUGUUUAGAUCAGCUCUUUGAAAAGACUUUGGUGAAGUGGCUUUCAUUUCUUUGUACAGUGCUAUGAUCAUGGAUUUUUUUUUCAGUACAUUUUCAUCAACAAAGUUUUCGGUUGCAUAUACUGUAUCUAAAGACAGUGCAGUAAGAGGAAAGAUGAUGUGCAUAUUGCACGCUAAAUGAAAGAAAAAUAAAUGGUGUAGAAAAAAGAAAGUUUGAAGGACAUUUUGUUGAAACCUUGCCAGCCUUGGAUAUCCUCUUUUUUUGGAUAGGUCAAGCUUCCAUAUUAUUGCCAAUUUUGUAUUCAUUUUUUUCAACAGUGAGCAUUGAAAUACAAUUUGUCCCACUGCCAGCCAUAGCCAGAAGGCUUUUAAGAAAAAAAUCUUACUGUGUUGACCUUCAACUACUUUUUUGUGUGGAACCUGGAAUGUAUUGAGCAUCGAUAUGGUGGUAAUGAAGUGUGAUGGUGCGACCUACUUUGAGAACUCUGUUUUUACCAUGUAUAUAUUGGCAUCUGAAGAUUCUGGAUGGUGUGUUUGUUUUUAGUGGAACAGUGGUUUUAGGUUGUGAACGUGUGACAGCAACUUCUUGUUGCAGUUGAAGUGGUAGUCAUGGGAGUAGAUGAUUAGUGUUCAUUGAAUUAAAAUUUUCAGAAGUAUCACA
Messenger RNA from Pomacea canaliculata, 7274 nucleotides. RefSeq lists its product as uncharacterized. Lineage: Eukaryota; Metazoa; Mollusca; Gastropoda; Architaenioglossa; Ampullariidae. Gene Ontology annotation, biological process: negative regulation of TOR signaling; negative regulation of protein kinase activity; neurotrophin TRK receptor signaling pathway. The transcript has 13 exons. The record is from RefSeq and is a predicted model, not a curated record. The coding region runs from base 1063 to 1920 and encodes 285 amino acids. Gene Ontology annotation, cellular component: cytoplasm.